This is a messenger RNA of Eruca vesicaria subsp. sativa (arugula), 882 nucleotides long. Lineage: Eukaryota; Viridiplantae; Streptophyta; Magnoliopsida; Brassicales; Brassicaceae. The record is from the annotation of a GenBank genome assembly.
AUGGAAAAGGAUAUUACUCGGCCCAUUCUAUCCGGCGGCUGCGACUCCGGCGAUAGCAAGCGGCUAAGAAUGGCUGAUCCGGGAUGUACCGUUGCGGGCGAGAGCAGACCUGUGAAACUACCAAAACUCGAAGAGAACGGAGGUGUAGACUCGACAUCGGAAGCAGAGAAGGUCCCUGUCGAUUCACAAAUGGCUGACGUGACAAUUAACGAUCUAGACAGAAAAACAAACGCCGGGCACGGAGUAGUCUCGGUCAUGGGACGGCAGAGAGCUAUGACUACCGCAGUUUCCACGGUCGUCGACGAGAUCCCGUCUUAUGAUAUCUUCGGAAUUUUCGACGGCCUUAGGCUCGCUAAGUUCUUCGAGGAGAGGCUGCGUCGUCUCGUGAAGGAGGAGGUAACGGCAUGCGGGGUGGCGGCAGACUGGAACAAAGUGAUGAGCUCAUGUUUUUCGGAAGCGAUGGGGACGGUGAGGUCUGCGGCGGCGAAAGCAGUGGUUACGAUUGUUGGAAAAGAGGAGGUGAUUACGCUUUGUCGUGGUGGCGCAAGGGCAGUUCUUUACUCUCACGGUGGAAUCGCUUUACCUCUUUGCCAUAUCCAUAUUCACCAGAGUGGUGUAGAUCAGCAGUUGAAGAUCCAUAAGCGAACUAUGAUAGAUAAUUUCAUAGUACUUGCAUGUGAAGGUCUAUGGAACGUUGUCUCCGACGACGACACAUAUCAGCUUGUCAAACGUUGUCUCUACGAUAAAUUUCCAGCCGGAGGUACGAGGGAAUCGAGCUCCACAAAGGCUGCGGUAAUUUUGGCAGAGCUUGCAAUUGCUAGAGGAAGCAAAGAAAAUAUAAAUGUAAUCGUUAUUGAUCUCAGGAGUUCUACUGUUUCUUAG